This is a messenger RNA of Lachancea meyersii CBS 8951, 1893 nucleotides long. The record is from the annotation of a GenBank genome assembly. Lineage: Eukaryota; Fungi; Ascomycota; Saccharomycetes; Saccharomycetales; Saccharomycetaceae.
AUGGGGAGCGAGGCCACUACUUUUAUUUUAGAUGUCUCCCCAUCUAUGGUUAAACUUGGGUGUGCUGAACAAGCUUUGGCUUACAUUGAAUAUGUUCUGUUUCUCAAGGCAAAGAAACAACGAAAGACUGAUUGGGUGAAUUGCUUCCUUGCAAACUGUUCAAUGACUCGUAAUGAUCACGAAACGGAUAACGUUUUUGAACUCUUGCCAUUCACAGCGCCUAUUUCCGCUCAGAGGAUCAUCGAGGCACUACGAGAGCUACAACGGAUAAUUGACGAACAACGAAACGACCAGAAGACCAUAAACUCAAUGGUUCAGAGUCUGUUGAUCUCUUCGGUCAGCAUGCGUGAUGAAUUCAAUAAACGCAAACUGAGAAAGCAGAUCAUGAUAUUCACCAACGAUCUUGAUGGGUUGGACUUGACAGAACAAGAGCUCGAAACUCUGAAAGAAGAAUUCGACUGCCGAAUCAUCCUGGUAACUUGUGGCUCGAAGAAGAAAGAAGAGGAAGAGGAGGGGGAUUUUAAGCAGGAAAAAUCGAUAUGGGAGAAAUGUGUGGAUAUAAUACCGGGAUCAAUACAAGUUUCGGUGACAGAGCUUUUGCAGGAAAUUACUACGCCAAGUCCGGCCACCGUGAAGCCUGUUCGUACAUUCCAAGGAGAACUAAGAUUGGGGGCCGCCAUUGUGAAGACAGAAAAUUCGGAUGAUAGCUACAAUUCCAUUUCCAUCAAGGUUGAAGGGUAUCCUGCCACCAAAGCAGUCGCGAAUCUCAAUCGACGCGUUGUUGCAAGGGGAGAUGGAGACACUUACGAGCCAGUGAAGGCAAUAAUAGAAUACGAGGCCUUUGACCGCGACGAGAACCAUAGCGACGAAAGUGAUGAGGAAGAGGACCGCCAUGGCGACAGUAUUGACGGCAAGAAGAACAGGAAACUCCGCACGGUAUCAAUAGCGCGCGAGUCAGUGACAAAAGCAUACAGGUACGGCUCAGAUUACGUGGUUUUGCCUCAGACUAUCGAAUCGGAACGUAUUUAUCGCACAAGUCCGAGUCUCGAUAUUCGCGGUUUUGCUAGCCGUGGCGACAUUCCUAAACAUUAUCUGAAUUCGGAAUCCAUGUUCAUCGUACCUGCUGCUAAAGAAGGCACGCGUGCAGACUGUUUUGCCUUGACAGCCCUAGUGGACUCCAUGAUCCAGCAAAACAAAUUGGCAAUUGCUCGAUUUGUGCAAAGAUUCGACAGCGAGGUUCAAAUGUGUGUGCUUUGCCCACUCCUAGUCCCAAAGAAGCGGAAACAACAGGGGCGCGACACAGACUCAAAUUAUCGAGCCCUUGUGCUGAGUCGACUGCCGUUUGCCGAGGACGAGCGUGUGUCAGAUUAUCCAAGACUGACAACCAAUGCCAGGGACGCUAAAUCGACCCAAAAUUCGGAAAUCGACUCACUGAUGGACAAAUUUGUCGAGACACGCAGUCUGGGUGACGGCGUAGGUGGAUCCUGGUGCUCCACUCCGCUGUACGAGCCCGUUGACGCCGUUGUAACGUCUGCCUGUUCUUUACCACUGCCCUCUACUAACGCACGGUCACGUGACACUGACAUAUGUGCGGCUCCCGCCAUGGGCAUUCAUCGUCAGCAGCAGAUAUUGAUCGAGUACAUGCACCAACGGAUCGUGCGUGGCUCAGAUAGCUUUGAUGUCCCGGAACUGCCCUCUGUGUACCACGAUCUGCUAAAUCCCCAUUUCGAAAAUUCCAAGCUGCCCACUCAAAAGUUGCAAGAACGUUUAAACAUAAAGCUGAAUCCAGCAGGGCCAUCCAGAGUGACGCCGUGUGAUGAGCAGCAAGACGAAGACGAUGAAUACUACGACAUCCCAUCUCUGGAGAGUCUUUUGGCGAGAGGUAGAUCGUAG